Messenger RNA from Cuscuta europaea, 1726 nucleotides. The record is from the annotation of a GenBank genome assembly. NCBI's taxonomy places the organism in Eukaryota, Viridiplantae, Streptophyta, Magnoliopsida, Solanales, Convolvulaceae.
CUCCGACGUGGCACACGAUUCCGUACAUCCAGAUUUGCUCGCUCAUCGGACGGCCUGCAUUGCAUCACCUUUCCAGAGCGAUCUUCCACUUUCACAUUUUUUCUCCCCCAAAAGGCUAUACAUAGAAACAUUCACAGAGAAAAAAUAUCAGCAUAGCCUAUCAAUCGGCCUCUCCAUUGUCUUCGAUCUCAAAGUCUAACAGGAGGUAACAUAAAAUGGCAGAUGGAGAAGAUAUUCAGCCACUUGUUUGUGAUAAUGGGACAGGAAUGGUUAAGGCUGGGUUUGCUGGAGAUGAUGCUCCCCGUGCUGUGUUCCCUAGUAUUAUCGGCCGUCCCCGUCACACCGGUGUGAUGGUGGGUAUGGGUCAAAAAGAUGCAUAUGUAGGAGAUGAAGCUCAGUCCAAGCGUGGUAUCUUAACACUCAAAUACCCAAUUGAGCAUGGCAUUGUUAGCAAUUGGGAUGAUAUGGAGAAAAUAUGGCAUCACACAUUCUAUAAUGAGCUUCGUGUUGCCCCUGAGGAGCACCCUGUGCUCCUCACUGAAGCGCCUCUUAACCCAAAGGCUAACCGUGAAAAGAUGACUCAAAUUAUGUUUGAGACAUUCAAUACCCCAGCUAUGUAUGUUGCUAUUCAAGCCGUUCUUUCCCUGUAUGCUAGUGGUCGUACCACUGGUAUUGUGUUGGACUCUGGUGAUGGGGUUAGUCACACCGUCCCCAUCUACGAAGGUUAUGCCCUUCCACAUGCCAUCCUUCGUCUCGACUUGGCAGGGCGUGACCUCACCGAGCAUUUGGUUAAGAUUCUCACGGAGCGUGGUUACACUUUCACCACCUCAGCAGAGCGGGAAAUCGUGAGGGAUGUGAAGGAAAAGCUUGCAUACAUAGCUCUUGACUAUGAGCAGGAGCUGGAAACUGCAAAGACAAGCUCUUCCAUCGAGAAGAGCUAUGAGCUGCCCGAUGGACAGGUCAUCACUAUCGGAGCUGAGCGUUUCCGUUGCCCAGAGGUCCUUUUCCAGCCUUCCAUAAUCGGGAUGGAAGCUGCAGGAAUCCACGAGACCACUUACAACUCUAUCAUGAAAUGCGAUGUGGAUAUUAGGAAGGACCUUUACGGAAACAUAGUUCUCAGUGGUGGGACCACCAUGUUUCCAGGUAUUGCAGAUAGGAUGAGCAAGGAAAUUACGGCAUUAGCUCCUAGCAGCAUGAAGAUCAAAGUGGUGGCGCCUCCUGAGAGGAAAUAUAGUGUUUGGAUAGGAGGGUCUAUCUUGGCCUCUCUCAGCACAUUCCAACAGAUGUGGAUCGCUAAGGCAGAGUAUGAUGAGUCUGGUCCUUCAAUUGUGCACAGGAAGUGUUUCUAGUUUUUCCACACAAAAAACAUGGGAUGUUGCUGAAAUGGAUAUGAAUUUCUUCUUCUUUUUUCCCCUACUGGGUGGGGUCAGUAGUGCUGCUUGGAAGUUGCAACCUUUAAAUAUUAUUGUAAGAUUUUCUGUUGUCAUUUUUUUUCUUUCUCGCGUCAUUCUAUUUAUGACGCGUUAGAAAGAAGCCGGAUACUUGUUGAACUUCAUUUCUAUGUGUUCCCAGAUCUUAUAUUUUUGUUGCCUUGGAAUUUCUGUGUUCCUCAAAUCUCCACUGUGAGCUUCAUUUUGUCUUGAUCCAAAUGCUGCGAUGGUUCUGUUUUUUUGCUCAUCCAUUCAUUUGUCAAAUUAUAAUGUUUAUGAAUUAUGAUUUUAGAUGA